Closterium sp. NIES-67 is the source of this 1868-nucleotide messenger RNA. The record is from the annotation of a GenBank genome assembly. Lineage: Eukaryota; Viridiplantae; Streptophyta; Zygnematophyceae; Desmidiales; Closteriaceae.
UCCUUGCACCACCACCCUCGUCUGCACAGCCACCGGUUCAUUAGGAAGUACUUCUCACGUACUACUGGCAGCGUCGCUCGUUACCUCUUUCCCCUGUGGCUCGUUUGUCUUCUAGGCCGUCUCGCAGUGGUAGUAGUCACCUCUUUGUGGCAUUCUACCUACGGUAGUUUUCCAGUAAUGGCGUCGCAUGUGGCCGUGAUGUCGCCGCAUUCCUCGGCCAUCAUCACGCGACUGGGCGAUGUCCCCUUCAACGAAAAUGACUCCGCUGCUGCGGCAGACGACGACUGGCUCCUCUCGUACCUCGCCACUACCUGCUACGGCAAAGACCCGCGCCUGAGCUCCCGCAACGUCACCGCACUCGGCGGCGCCUCCGGGGUCUCGCCGCUCUCCUCCUCACGCAGCCGCGGCUCGUCCGCGGCGUCCCGUGACGUCUUCUUCCCUGGUGAGGACGCCGCCGCCUCUACCCUCCCCUCCCGCACGACGUGGGACGCCGCCACCGCCACCGCCACCGCCACCGCCACCGCCACCGCCGUCGCCGCCGCCGCCACUACCGUCACAAUCCUGAAGGCCUCCGACCGCCGCGUCCUCUCGCCGCCGAGUCGCCGAUCUGCGGAGGGCUGCGGCGACGCGCACUCAGCGACCGUCGCGUUCACGGCGGCGAUGCCCCGAAACCAGCGGUCGGUUCCGCCAAGAUGGGAAGCCCAGCUCGCCGCCAAACCCGUCUUACGGUCGUUGAACGACGCGGCCGCUGCGCCGCAACACGAUGAUGUGUCGCCCGGCGACGACGCCGGCGACGCUGGCGACGUCCCCCGCGACGACGGACACGGUGUGUGCGAGGAGCACUCCCACAGCGGCGAGGACUUCCGCGCGUGGGUUGCGACGUCGCAGUGGCGAGCCGCCGCGGAAGAAAGCGAGUCUAACGACGCUAGCGACUCCGCCGCUACCAGUGGCGGCGGGGGAAGCGUCGCGGGAGCAGGGACACGAGUGACGGGGACAGCAGCCCUUAAGGCGCGCUCUGGCGAUGACAGUGGAACUGACACUGGCAGUUGCAGUGGCAGCGGCAGUGGCGUCGGCAGCGGCGUCGGCACCGGCGGUAGCGGCAUGCGACGGAUGUCGAUAAGCAACAGGCGGCGACAUGCCGUGGACUACUCCGAGCUAGACGCCGUGCGAGAACGGCUCAAGCACGCAGCGAGCAUGUGGGCCAUCACUACCACUGACUGCCAGAAAGACAGGCAGGGCAGUGACAGCAGCCAUCCUGGCAGCCUUGAGAGCCAAGACGGAGGCAACCGCCCUGACAUGCGAGACACGUGCAACAUCCCCUGCGACGGCAAGGAGGCUUCUGCUGCCAGCAGUGGCGGUAGCUCCAAAGAGGGGUCCGUUGAGGUAAGAGAUGAGAGACGAGAGAAGUUGUGGGAGCUCACGGGUCGCUUCAAACCCCGUGAACAGCAGCAGCAGGUGCUGGGGUUGGGGUUGGGGUUGGGGUUGUCAAGGAGGCGCAGUGCAAGUGCGCUCCUGGCAGUGGGGGCAGCAGCUGACUGCGCUGCUAGCAUGGCCAGCGAUGCGAACAUGGGCAUCGGCGCGAUACGAAAGCCUCGGCACAGCACUAGCAGCAAGGUUGCUCCGUCCUUCCUAUCAGGGGCUGUUCUGUCGAAAUGGAUUCCACGGAGCUGACUCGGAGCUGACUCUUGCAAGAAAGAGCAGAGAGUGACAGAGGGAAUAGCUGUUCGAGCAUUUACUUCUGUAGCAACUUUGGUUAGUAGACAGAUGGUGGUGAGGGCAGGCAGGCCUGCCUGGUGGGGAGCAUGAGUCAUAAUGAGCUAAUUCGCUUGUACCAAGUUGGAAGUGCGUUUCUAUUCAUUCUUUGCCAA